GGAAAGCGCCUCCUGCCCGCCGUGCGCCCUGACAGCGGGGCGAAGCGGGGGGAAGCGGGGUGCAGCUGCUGGGGAGGGGUCCCUGGCGGGGGCCGAGCCGCGGGCAUGACGGCCGAGGAGCGGCGCAACCUGCACGCCUUCCGCGACUAUGUCACCAGGAUCCUGGACCCGACCCACGUCCUCAGCUACAUGGCGCCCUGGCUCAGGGAGGAUGAGGUGCAGUAUGUUCAAGCUGAGAAAAACAACAAGGGUGUGACGGAGGCUGCCACACUCUUUCUCAAGUUCCUAUUGGGGCUGCAGGAGGAGGGCUGGUUUCGUGGCUUUUUGGAUGCUCUUCACCAUGCAGGUUAUUCUGGACUUUAUGAAGCCAUUGAAAAUUGGGAUUUCCACAAAAUAGAAAAGUUGGAGGAGCAUAGAUUGCUUUUAAGGCGGUUGCAACCAGAAUUUAAAACCAGAAUUAAUCCAAAUGAUAUCCUUCCUGAAAUAUCCGAAUGUUUAAUUAACCAGGAAUGUGAAGAAAUUAGACAGGUUUGUUCCAACAAGGGGCCGAUGGCAGGUGCGGAGAAGCUGAUUGAGUGCCUUCUCAGAUCAGACAAGGAGAACUGGCCCAAACACUUGAAACUCGCUUUGGAAAAAGAAGAGAGCAAUUUCAGUGAGCUGUGGAUUGUGGAGAAAGGUGCAAAAGAGGAAACGAAAGAGCUUGAGGAUGAGGAAGUGGAAACUUCGGACAUACAGAUUUUCUACAAGGAGGAACCGGAAUGCCAGAAUCUUAGUCAGAAUGCAUGUCCACCUUCAGAAGUGGCUCAUACUCAGAGCCCAAUAAAGCCACGAAAUUACCAACUAGAGCUCGCUGGUCCUGCUCUAGAAGGAAAAAACACAAUCAUAUGUGCUCCUACUGGCUGUGGGAAAACCUUUGUUGCACUUCUCAUAUGUGAGCAUCAUCUUCAGAAAUUUCCACAAGGACAAAAGGGAAAGGUUGUGUUUUUUGCUAAUCAACUCCCAGUGUAUGAACAGCAGAAAAACGUCUUCUUAAAACAUUUUGAAAGAUAUGGGUACAAAAUUGCCGGCAUUUCUGGAGCCAUGGUUGAGAAUAUCUCAGUGGAACAGAUUGUUGAGAACAAUGACAUCAUCAUUUUAACGCCACAGAUUCUUGUGAACGGCCUUAAAAACAGGACUAUUCCAUCACUCUCUGUCUUUACUUUGAUGAUCUUUGAUGAAUGCCACAACACCAGCAAGCGCCAUCCUUACAACGUGAUCAUGUUCCAUUAUCUAGAUCAGAAGCUUGGAGGAUCUUCAGACCCACUGCCCCAGGUCAUUGGGCUGACGGCCUCGGUGGGCGUCGGGGAUGCCAAGAACACAACGGAAGCCAUGGAGUAUAUCUGCAAGCUGUGUGCGUCUCUGGACACUUCCGUGCUGGCAACAGUCAGAGACAACGUGGAGGAACUGAAGGAGAUCGUUUAUAAGCCCCAGAAGUUUUUCAGGAAAGUGAAAUCACGGACCAACAACAGAUUUAAAAGCGUCAUCUCUGAGCUGAUGAGGGAGACAGAGAGCCUGGCAAAGAGCGUCUUUGGUGAACUCGGUACCGUAAGUCUCGAAACCUUGUCUCAGAUUCAAAACAGGGAUUUUGGAACACAGAGGUAUGAGCAGUGGAUCAUGACGUUUCAGAAAAAGUGCUCGGUGCUGAGGCUGCAGGACAAAGACAAGGAGAGCAGGAUCUGCAGAGCGCUGUUUUUGUACACGUCACAUCUGCGGAUACUUAACGAUGCCCUCAUUAUCAAUGAGCACGCACGGACGAAAGAUGCUCUGGAGUACUUGAAAGGCUUCUUCAACAACGUCCGCACAGCCGGGUUCGAUGAGAUAGAGCAGGGCCUCACUCGGAGAUUUGAAGAAAGGUUGCAAGAACUAGAGAGCAUUUCUGUGGAUCCCAGCAACGAGAACCCUAAACUGAAGGACCUCUGCUUCAUCUUGCAAGAGGAGUACCACCUAAACCCAGAGACCAGAACCAUUCUCUUCGUGAAAACCAGAGGACUGGUGGAUGCUUUAAAGAAAUGGAUUGAGGAAAAUUCUAAACUCACCUUUCUAAAACCUGAGAUAUUGACUGGACGUGGCAAAACAACUAAGGACAGAGGAAUGACCCUCCCGGCACAGAAGUGUGUCCUGGAUGCGUUCCGAGCCCACGGCGAAAAGAAGAUUCUGAUCGCCACCUCCGUGGCUGACGAAGGCAUCGACAUCGCUCAGUGCAAUCUGGUCAUCCUGUACGAGUACGUGGGCAAUGUCAUCAGGAUGAUCCAAACCAGAGGCAGAGGAAGAGCAAGAGGUAGCAAGUGCUUCCUUGUGACUAGUAAUGCUGAUGUGAUUGAAAAAGAAAAAAUAAACUUAUACAAAGAAAAAAUGAUGAAUGACUCCAUUCUUAGCCUCCAGGAAUGGGAUGAAAAAGCUUUUAAAAAAAAGAUUCACCAGAUCCAGAUUCAUGAAAAAUUCAUCAGGGAUAGUCAAGGAAAAGCAGAACCUAAACUUGAUAAGAAAAAUAAGAAACUCCUCUGCAGAAAGUGCAAAGCCUUUGCUUGUCAUACAGCGGAUAUAAGAGUGAUAGAGGAAAGCCAUUACACUGUGGUUGGAGAUGCUUUCAAGGAGUGCUUCGUGACUAAAUUACACCCCAAACCAAAGAGUGUGGGUAUUUUUGAGAAGAAAGCAAAGGUAUUCUGUGCCAGACAGAACUGCAGCCAUGACUGGGGCAUCCAUGUGAAGUACAAGACAUUUGAGAUCCCGAUCAUAAAAAUUGAAAGUUUUGUGGUGGAGGAUAUUGCAACUGGAGAGCAGAGACUGUAUGCAAAGUGGAGGGACUUUCAUUUUGAGAAGCUGCCAUUUGAUCCUGCAGAAAUGUCCAAAUGACCUCAGGGCCACAAGCUUCCACUACUGGGAAUGGGUGAUCGUGAGCAAAGGAGGAAUUAUCCCUAGUAGGCAAGUCAUGACUGGCUUGUACCACAUGAAGAUAUAUACCUAAGUCUUAUACUGUACUAAAUAUUUACCACUUUACUUACUUUCUGUUAUCAGCUUGUAUGAUAUUAUAUACAUAAAACACACAGGAGUGUAUCAGACCCUGAAUGAUUCGCAGGCCAGUAGAGCUCUAAGUAAAAAGCCUUACCUUGUUCUCUUUCUGUUCUUCCCUUUGGAACCAACAGUCAGUGCAGACCCAGUAGCCACUCAGGACGCAUUAGAAUAAAUGGAUGAAUGGAUGGAAUGUU
Molecule: messenger RNA, 3245 nt
Organism: Pipistrellus kuhlii (Kuhl's pipistrelle)
Lineage: Eukaryota; Metazoa; Chordata; Mammalia; Chiroptera; Vespertilionidae
Gene: RIGI
Product: DExD/H-box helicase 58
Exons: 18
Coding region: 106-2892 (928 amino acids)
Cellular component (GO): cytoplasm
Molecular function (GO): double-stranded RNA binding; single-stranded RNA binding; ATP binding
Source: RefSeq, a predicted model, not a curated record